Molecule: messenger RNA, 6377 nt
Organism: Grammomys surdaster
Lineage: Eukaryota; Metazoa; Chordata; Mammalia; Rodentia; Muridae
Gene: Znf445
Product: zinc finger protein 445
Exons: 6
Coding region: 421-3369 (982 amino acids)
Biological process (GO): regulation of DNA-templated transcription
Molecular function (GO): DNA-binding transcription factor activity, RNA polymerase II-specific; RNA polymerase II cis-regulatory region sequence-specific DNA binding
Source: RefSeq, a predicted model, not a curated record
CUCUUCAUGCCAUGUCUCCCAGUGUGUGACUGUAGCAUGGUGUGUGUCUCUACUUAUUUAGAUGCUCUUCGACCUUUCUUAUCGGGUACUUGUGUUUUCUAGCUCUAUGACUGUCUUAAUUAUAGUUCAUUAGCUUACCAUUCUAGGUCUCAGUCCACAGGUGCUCAUGUACAUGUCUCUUCUCAGAUAUCCAAGUGAUCCCGACCUCGAGAACCUAGCUCCAUCAUGUAUGUGGACAUCAUUUUCUUGUCUGUUCCCUUCUGAACAUCAGUGUUGGUUAUUUUAGUCUUUUACCAGUGACUUCUGAUGACCUAGCAAAUAACACCACACACUGCAGUACUGUGAAGAUAUUCGCAAGGAUUCAGCAGUGAUUCAGUGACAGCAACAGAUUUGUGUUCAUCCGGGUGACUCUGGAUAGCAAUGAUGCCUCCACACAAGUGGUAUGCUGCCCGCUCAGCUCAGGUGUCAAGGGAACAAGGCUGCCUUCGUACAAUAAAGAAGGAAGAGGAGAAGAAUGGCUAUAUUUCAGUGCAGACUGCCAGGCCACAGACACUUAACCGCCCUGGCCAGGAGCUAUUCCGUCAGCUCUUUAGACAGCUUCGCUAUCAUGAAUCUUCUGGGCCCUUAGAAACUCUGAGCCGGCUCCAGGAGCUCUGCCGCUGGUGGAUGAGACCUGAUGUUCUUUCCAAAGCACAGAUGUUAGAAUUGUUGGUGUUGGAGCAAUUCUUGAGCAUCCUGCCUGGAGAGCUCCGGACAUGGGUGCAACUCCAUUGCCCUGAGAGUGGCGCAGAGGUUGUGGCCCUGCUAGAAGAGCUGCAGAGGGAUCCUGACGGAACACCACUGAAGGACCCAUGCCUUACUCAGAAUCCAGAUGUGCAUUGGAUAGGCACUGGCGCUCUGCAGCCCGCACAGAUAUGUUCCCCUGCAUCACAUCUCAGGAACAGUUCUGCUCUCGAGGACCACUUGGAGACGCCACGUGGAAUAGGAGUUUGUGACUUCCCGGCUGAACAAGCUGAUCCUCCUGCUGUCUCGGUGUCUGACUAUUUCCAGAUAGAAGAGGGCAUAAAAUACCAGGAAGUUUUGACUUUCCAGGAUGUGGUGGUGACAUUCUCUCAAGAAGAGUGGGGAUGUUUGAACUCAGCUCAGCGCAAUCUUUAUCGGGAGGUCAUCCUGGAGAAUUAUGGGAAUGUCGUUUCUGUGGUGGGCUCCUCUUCCAAACCUGCUCUGAUCUCCUGGCUAGAAGCAAGGAAGCCAUGGGGCGUGAAUAUCUGCACAGUUCAGUUUAAGAGGGGUCUCAGUGCUGUGCCAGAAGGAGGUAAGCUUCAAAAUAAGUCAAGCAAAUUCAUCUUGAAACAGAAACCUUCAGAAUACACAGAAACCCGUGUAAAACCAUCAGUACGUUCGGAGACAAGUGCUUCUGAGGAAACAGAGCUUAAAGAAUCUUUUAAACAGAGGAACAGGCUUCAGAAGUCCUGUGGAGACUCCAUACAAAUGAAAGAGAUGAAGGAAGGAACUGACAUUAGUCAAAGGACAGGAAGAGAAUCGGAAGUACUGAGAACCAAUGAUAUUCUUGAGUUAAAACAUGUUAAGUGUGUGAGUGUUUCUAGGAACAAGCUAUCCUUUAAACAUGGCUAUAACACAAACUUCAGAAAAAGUUCACACCGUUAUAAUAAUAAAUAUGGGGAAGGGCUCAGAGACAGAGUUGAGAGGUUUGGUGUGUAUCAGCAUACAGGACUGAAAGACAGUAAAAAGGACAGGUGUGGGGAGACCUUAAGGAAGAGCUCCUGUUCCCAUUUUGAAUAUCAUCAGAGAUGUCGUAGUCAAGGAAACCUGUUCAAAUGCAAGGUGUGCGAGAAAGCCUUCAGGUGGCGUUCAAACUGUAUACGUCAUGAGAAAAUUCACACUGGAGUGAAACCUUACAAAUGCAGUUUAUGUGAGAAAGCUUUCCAACGUUUGUCUGCCUACCGUCUACACCAGAAAACCCAUACUAAACAGAAAUAUGAAUCCAGUAAGUACAAAAAUGCUCUCACCUACAGAUUGAAUGUCAGUCUUCAUUUGACAGACCAGGAUGAGGAGAAAUACUUUCACUGUAACCAAUGUGGAAAAAACUUCUCCUGUAAGUCCUAUGCUCUUGCACACCAAAGGAUUCACACGAAGGAGAAACCUUAUAAAUGUACCAGAUGUAGGAAAACCUUUCGGUGGAAGUCAAACUUUAAUCGUCAUAUGAAGUUACAUCACAAAGAGGUCUAUAAACAAGAGAAAUACCGAGAAGACUUCAAGCAGAAUUACAGUCAGUCUCAGAUUAUCUCUACUAUAGAGAAAACUUUUCCAUGUCAGAAUUGUGGGAAAGCUUUUACUCAAAAGAAAUCACUCAUUGAGCACCAGAGGAUUCAUACAGGGGAGAAACCAUACCAGUGUAGUGGGUGUAGGAAAACAUUUACCUAUAGGUCAUCUUAUAUUAUUCAUAUGAAGCGAAAGCAACAUGCUGUUAAAAUAAAACCUGAACCUGGCCACCUACCUUUUAGUCAGGGUACAGUGUUUCCCAUUCCUCAGCAUAGUCGUAACACAGAGGAGCCUAAUAAAUGUAAAUACUGUGGCAAAGUCUUUCAUAAUCACUCCUUUCUUCUCAUUCAUGAGAGAAUUCACACUAGAGAGAAGCCCUAUAAGUGUAGGGAGUGUGAAAAAGCCUUCCGAUGGAGUUCCAAUCUCUCCAGACAUGAGAGAAAACACUUUUUGCACAAGCGGUAUGAGUAUCAUGAAAGUAAAGAGACUUCAAAUCUGCAGUCAAAAUUCCUCAUUGAUCAGAAGCCCUUUUGGUGUCAAGAAUGUGGGAAAACCUUUACACGUAAAAGAAGCCUUUUAGAUCAUAAGGGAAUACACAGUGGAGAGAGACGCUUUAAGUGCAACUUCUGUGAAAAAUCUUUUGAUAGAAACUAUCGACUUGUUAAUCAUCAGAGGAUCCACACUACAGAGCAGUCUUUUCAAUCUCAGUGGCAUGAUAAAGACUUUGUUGACCAGAGAAAACAUAGCACAUCACUGCAGUCUGAAUAUGGCCUACAUGUAGAUAAGCCUGGCUUAUCUUACUGUCAGGACGGAAGGUUAAAUAUUCAGGAAUUAGGACUGAGUGGAAAGCCCCAUAAAGAGUGUGAUGAGAGUUCCAAGUCCAUUCCAUUCCAGAAUGUGUCCACUAAGAAGAAAGCCUGCCACAAGUGCAACACUUGUGGGAAAACAUUUAGGAAGCAUUCACAUCUCACUAGCCACAAGAGAUGUCACUCAAAAGAGAGGCCCUUCAAAUGCCCAGUGUGUGAGAAGACCUUCAGGUGGUCUUCCAAUUUGACUCGGCAUGUGAAGAACCAUGUUAGAAAUUAGCCUGGGGUCUUUGAUGACAGUGGGGGUGGGGAAUAGUUCCUGGUUACAUUUCUAGAGAACUUUAUUUGUAGGCACUGGGGAAAACCUUUGUAAAGGCCCAGUCCUUUCUGGCUUGGAUGUCCCUGGUGUUGAAUCUUGAUGAUUUCAAAACUCGGGGGCUUCUCAGUCUUCGCAGUCUUCUGCUGAAGAGUCAUGCUAGGAAUGAACGAAGUGUUCCCGGGGGUCCUGUAGAGGUCCUGGCCCUCAGCUUAGCCCAGGACUCUGACCCCAGGUCUCCUUAGCUAGUUCUUGCUGUUUGUGAUUGGAAAGCAUGUCUGUAGCCUAGUAAGCUGUGUCUGUUGGGAAGGGCCCAGUUAGACCCUCAGUCUUUAGGGUCGGCUUGUGUUGGUGCCUGUUCUAUUGACUUUAAAACCAAGAACUUAUAUUCUCAGAUGUCUCCUCUAGUUACGGCUUCAGUUUAUAAUUGAUAUUUUGUUAUUAACUGUGGUUCUAAAGUAGUCUCAGUGGCAAGUGAAAAGGACAGGGUGCUGGGUUCCAUUGCUUGAUCUAGACAGGCAGCAUUGAUCCAUUAUUCAGCUGAGAUACAAGAGCAUUCCCCAUGUGCCAGUGGCAAGAACAGACAAAACCCUGCUGUUUUUGGAUCUAUACGUCACUAAAUGAGUUAGAUCAUAUUCUGGAUGGUGAUAUGUGUUGAGACAGAGAAGAGUGGCAAGGAAUCUGGUUAGGAUGUGGAUUGUAAUGUUAAACAAGCUGUCCAGGAAGUAGUGUUGCUGACAGAGUGAAACUAAGUGGGACCAGGUGUUGGGAGACAGUGGCAUCUCUAGGAGUUCCAAGACAGACAGACAGGGCUACAUAGAGAAACCUUAUCUCAAAAAAAUAAAAAAACUAAAACAACAAUUCCCCCCUCCCCCAAAAAAAAACCCAACAAACAAAAUCCUUAAUUGACUAAAAAAGCUAAAGAAAUUGGAUUGGGGAGUGAGCCAUGUUGCUCUAUUGGGAAAAAAUACAAGCUAGAGAAGGUGGGGUCUUGUCUGGUAACUUUAGGGGUAGUAUAGAGUCCCUUGGGUAGAGUAGAGCUGCCUGAAGAAUGGACUGGAAGUGAGGUCUGGGACCAAGCUUUAUUUACAGAGGUAUUGUUUACACAUUAGAUAUAAUGAUGUCUCUGGUAUAGUCCUUUGUUCAUAGUCAUGAUUAUCCUGGAACUUUGGCCUUUAAUGUCUCCUGUUCCCAUCUCUUCAGGACUCUUAACUGCCAGUGUAACCUGGGUUCCCAGUUAUGCUUGUCACUGCAGCCUGACCAAGCACUUGGGAAAGCUGUGCUAGGGUGCUUAUGUUGACAGAUUUUGCAAAACAAUCAAACCAACAAAAUAUGCUGCUUCUCCAAUCUGGAAAAAUGAGUCUGUGCAGUACUUGUGUUGCUCUUGCCUGGGUUCAGUUUCUAGCAUACACAUGGCAGCUCACAAACAUCUACAGUGCCAGAGAAUCCCAUGCCGUCUCCUGAGUUAUAUGUGCACCAGGCAUGCAUGUGGCUUACAGACAUGCAAACAAAACACUCAUACAAAGUACAUUUUAAAACUAGCAUGGGUAUAUAUAUAAAAAAUAUGUAUUUUAAAAUAGCCUCUCAGAGAGAAUCUAGUUCUGCCAAGUCAGGAGUAGAACUUUGUUUUAAGUGGGUCUUGAUCAGACAGGUUGGGGGGUGCUUUACAAAACAGGCCUUGAGUCAAGUAUUGAAUCAAAGUCGUACUCAAAAGUCCACAGCUGCUAGGUAUGAGCCCAAUUAUUGAUGGUUUUGAGUGGUAGAGUGCCGGUUGACAGUUUAUCGUCUUGGCAACCGUAUCUAAUCUUAUACUUGAACUCGGCCUGGAAAGCAGCCUUCUUUCUCUCCACUGCCUGAGGAACUGAAGUUGCGGAUGGGCUAGACAGAUGGGCUAGACAGAUGGGCUGAGGCCGUUAUGGAGUACUGGAUAUAUUGGAUGGCCUCUUACUCACCUGGCUAGUGUGAUCAGUUACAUCCUUACUGAUGGAUAUCAAACCAGUGUGCAGAGAUGAAACCAUGUGGACUUUCUUAGUAAUCUCUUAGAGAAAUUGAAAGCUUAAGUAUGAAAUAGGUGGAAUAACUGGGGUUCAGACCCCCUUGUAAAUGGAAAUAAAGACGUGUUGCCAGGCAACUUGGAAAGUCUUAUAAAACUGUGUAUUCUAUCCAGUGGGUCCCUUCCUGGACCUGUGUGAAGAGUGAUGAACACGAGUCAACUCACUACAAGUGUUUACAUAGUGGGACUGGCAGAAUCCUGUCUGCCAUUAGCAGAACAGACAAUGGAGGAGAUGCUUGGUACUUAAGAAAGAAUAUAAUUAUAGCCCAGUGUGGUGGUACACACUGUAACCCUAGUGUGGGAUGUCAAAGCAAGAGGACCAAAAGUUCAGAGCCACCUGCGGAUAAAGAAUGACAAGAUCCUGUUGCAGCAACUACAAAGAAGGACAAAAGGGGACAGUUAUAGAGUGUGGAAGACUUACAUCCUCCAGCUGAGAAAGCUACGUGAAGAGUUGCAGACGCUGUAUAUAAUACACCAUUUAUAUGAAUUGUAAGCACAUUCACAGUGCUCACAUCACUUCCACUGGUCUGGGUUUCAUUAUUCUAUAUGUGGGAUGGAGUUUUAACCUCAUAGGGUGGUGGUGGGGACAGUAAUGAAAUGCAUGUGUGACACUGAGACUGGUGUCUGUCAUAACCAUUCCUGAUGUAUAGUAGAGUUAAUUUUCUGUGGAUUCAAAAAACAUGACAUAAAAGUGUAAACUUAUGAAAUGGGAUGAUGUAUGCAAUACUUCUCCAUAUUCUCUGGGUAUUGGAUGCUAGUGUAAUCAGAAUGGAAACAUUCUUUACUUGUUUUUCUAAUUAUUGAUGUUUUUCUAAUUAUUGAUACAACUUAAGGUUAUGAUUUAACAGGAUACUAUGGUGACUUCUUUUAGCUGUUAAAGUAUAUAAAAAUAAACAAAAAUUAAUCAUGGCCUCUGAAA